GACUACGGCCUCUGUUACUCCACUUCCAUCCCGUGGCGGCGGUAUCUGGAAGCGUUACAAGUAGACUGGAAGCCAGUGCCAUGUUUCGUUCCUCCACACUUUCUAGUUCUGAGACAGGAGGUAGCAUGUUGGGGAAGGGCAGUGCACGAAACCGCCAGCUUCGGUUCAGCAAUGCAUUAAACGUGCGUUUUUGGUUUUUUUUUUUUUUUUUUCUGGACAGAAGCUUUGCACUUGGAAUCAGAAAUGCAGUGGCAUGUAUUGUCACCGUUAGUAGUAGAACUUCUCUCUCUUUUGUGUGUGUGCCUGUGUGUGGUUUGGCCAAACCCACAGCAACUGAACAUACUCCUUAGACAAUCAGUGAAUGUAUUACAUUCCUGGGAUUUAUUGCAAGCUCUUAUGAACGAUCUUCACUGAAUUCUCUUCAUCUUUUCUUGCCCUGGCUUACAAGGAAAAAAAAAAAAACUAGAAGAAGAAAUUAAGAAAAGGCAGUUGCUUCACAGAAGUGUAAGCUUUCCUGUUUACCGCAAGGCCGGGGCGGGCUCGGCUGCCCACACCCCUCGGACCCUGAGCACACCUGUUCCUAGAGAGUUAUUAAUAGAGCCCAAAGAAUGACUUACUCUGUCAAAUGAUUUUCGUGCAAAUCGAAUGUCUUGCAAGGCAAUUAGGAGGUGGUUCUCAGCUCUUUUAGCAGGGGGGUGGGGGAGAGCAGAGGUGGUGUGAGCCUCCACCCUCAUGUUAGCGGUUGGGUCUCUUCGGAGGAGGGAACCCGCUGGGGAGCCGGCGAAUGCUUCAGGAGACCUCCACGCUGGAAACCUGGAGGGGGUUGGAGGGGUCGGCUUCCGAGGCCCUCUCCAGCCAAGGAAAAGAGACGCAGAAAAGCCGGGAUCCCUCGGGCCGGAGCACCCCCGCGGCAAGUGAAGGCUCGCUCGGCCUCGCCCUCUAGCGCCCUUCUGGAGAAGCGCCACCCCGGGCUCCGGGAGGCGCGGCUGCGCGCCAUGGGGUCUACCAGCAUCCCGCUGGUCAAGGCCCUGCGCAGUCCCGUCUCCGACUACGUCAACUACGAUAUCAUCGUCCGGCACUAUAACUACACGGGCAAGCUGAAUACCAGCGCGGACAAGGAGAAUGGCAUUAAAAUGAGCUCGGUGGUGUUCAUCCUCAUCUGCUGCUUUAUCAUCCUAGAGAACAUCUUCGUCCUGCUGACCAUUUGGAAAACCAAGAAGUUCCACCGACCUAUGUACUAUUUCAUCGGCAACCUGGCCCUGUCUGACCUGUUGGCGGGGGUGGCCUACACGGCCAACCUGCUCUUGUCUGGCGCCACCACCUACAAGCUCACCCCGGCUCAGUGGUUUCUGCGGGAGGGGAGCAUGUUCGUGGCCUUGUCGGCCUCCGUGUUCAGCCUCCUGGCCAUCGCCAUCGAGCGCUACAUCACGAUGCUGAAGAUGAAACUCCACAACGGGAGCAACAGCUUCCGCUCCUUCCUGCUCAUCAGCGCCUGCUGGGUCAUCUCCCUGGUCCUGGGCGGCCUGCCCAUCAUGGGCUGGAACUGCAUCGGCGCGCUGGCCAGCUGCUCCACCGUGCUGCCGCUCUACCACAAGCACUAUAUCCUCUUCUGCACCACCGUCUUCACGCUGCUCCUGCUCGCCAUCGUCAUCCUGUACUGCAGGAUCUACUCCCUGGUCAGGACUCGGAGCCGCCGCCUGACCUUCCGCAAGAACAUCUCCAAGGCCAGCCGCAGCUCCGAGAAGUCGCUGGCCCUGCUCAAGACCGUCAUUAUCGUCCUGAGCGUCUUCAUCGCCUGCUGGGCGCCGCUCUUCAUCCUGCUGCUGCUGGACGUGGGCUGCAAGGUGAAGACGUGCGACAUCCUCUUCAGAGCCGAGUACUUCCUGGUGCUGGCCGUGCUCAACUCGGGCACCAACCCCAUCAUCUACACCCUGACCAACAAGGAGAUGCGCCGGGCCUUCAUCCGGAUCCUGUCCUGCUGCAAGUGCCCGGGCGGGGACCCCGCGGGCAAGUUCAAGCGGCCCAUCAUUGCCGGCGUGGAGUUCAGCCGCAGUAAGUCGGACAACUCCUCCCACCCGCAGAAGGACGAUGGGGACAACCCGGAGACCGUUAUGUCCUCUGGAAAUGUCAACUCUUCUUCCUAGAACUGAAAGCCGCCGGCCCAUGGGGAGAGUUGUUGCGUGGUCACCCACCACCACCCAGGGUUUGGGGGGGAAAAAAAGGAAAAAAAAAAAUCUCUGUCUCCACUGCUGCUGGGGAGGAGCCGCUGGGAGCCAGAGGGAGGGCGGGCAGGCCCGGGGGUGCCGGGGUGUUGGUGGCUUAGUUCCUGUGAACAAUGCACUGGGAAGGGUGGAGACCCGGCCCUGGCCUGGAAGCUGUUUCCUAACCCCCGCCCCGGAGCUUUGAUUUUGCACUGAGCCAAAGGUCUAGCAUCGUCAAGCUCCUGAAGGGUUCCCAGUGUGGCCCUGGUCCCAGUGUGAAAGCAUCUGUCGGGAGCUUUGAGGAGACGUUUUCCUUCACCUUAGUUUCCAGCCCAAGUGAUUGUGUGCACUUCUGCUGCCCUGGGUAUGCUCUGCGUAUCCCACCCUCCCUCGCCCUUCAAACCCCUCCUCAGAAUUCUCUUACUUUCCAUCUGAACUACCUGGCCUUCAUCAGAGCUGGGGGAGCUGGGGGGGAGGUGGUAUAGUCCACUUCUGGGGGGUCUGUAGCAGGUAGCCUGUGUCCAGGACGUAGACUGUGAGGGAUGGAGAUGGUUUGGAGAUGUAAAGCCGUUUUAUUUGCUGAGGCCAAAGUUUCCAUGUAAGCCAGAUCAGUUUUGGGGAAUUUCAUUAAAGUCACUUUGAUUUCUUCUUUUUUUUUUUUUCCCCUUUCACAACAUGACGAUGAAAUGUGUGAUAGCAGCAUCAUUAUCCAUGGUGGCUGAAAUCUGCCUAAAGAAGUCCAGUUUAUCUACAUGGUAUUAGGCAGGGUCCUUAGUGUCCCAGGAGGAACAAACUAGCAAAACGAGGUGAAAACUGACGGGGGGUGGUGGUGACUGUAAACCAAGAGAGAUUUCUUAAUGGAUCUGUCUAAUGAAUACAACAUCUGUCUUUGGCACUUUUGUUGAUGUUUAUUUCAGAGUGUUGUGUGACUUAGUUCAACGAACAGGAUGGUUGUAUUUUGUUGUGUUAAAAGUACUUUCUGUGAUUUUUGAAUGUAUUUGUUUGAGCAUUUUAUUGGAUUUUUCUAACCUGCGUUAACACCGUUGAACGUGUAUUUCCUAAGAAAAUACAACCCUCUUGUGCCAUUAAAGCAUUACUUUAACUGAUAGGGAAUACCAGAAGUUUUUCAAUACAGCUGUUCAUUAAAUAGUUCAUUAAAGAUGUGUAUAAAUGUUACAAAAAAUAAAAAUAUAUUGCUGUCUCUUUAGUAUGGUUUUCAGUGCAAUUAAACCAAGAAAUGUCUUUUUAAAAAAAAUAGUAUUUAAUAGGUUUCUGACUUUUGUGGAUCAUUUUGCACAUAGCUUUAUCAACUUUUAAACAUUAAUAAACUGAUUUUUUUAAAGAUUA
This is a messenger RNA of Nyctereutes procyonoides (raccoon dog), 3548 nucleotides long. It is a transcript of the gene S1PR1, whose product is annotated as sphingosine-1-phosphate receptor 1. Lineage: Eukaryota; Metazoa; Chordata; Mammalia; Carnivora; Canidae. Gene Ontology annotation, molecular function: sphingosine-1-phosphate receptor activity. The transcript is spliced from 2 exons. Gene Ontology annotation, cellular component: membrane. The record is from RefSeq and is a predicted model, not a curated record. The coding region runs from base 996 to 2144 and encodes 382 amino acids. Gene Ontology annotation, biological process: sphingosine-1-phosphate receptor signaling pathway; angiogenesis.